Symbiodinium natans is the source of this 831-nucleotide messenger RNA. NCBI's taxonomy places the organism in Eukaryota, Dinophyceae, Suessiales, Symbiodiniaceae. The record is from the annotation of a GenBank genome assembly.
AUGGAGGAGAUCAUGCAGCAUGUCUUCGGCGACUUGUUUCCUGGGCUGGAGAAGGAGGCUUGGCCCAACAGUGCCAACAUCAACCUCUACCGUGACGGCCGCCAGGGUGUGGGCUGGCACGCGGACGAUGAGUCGCUGUUCUGUGGCAAGGACUCUGACUGCCCCGUGGUCAGUAUCUCCCUUGGUGCCACACGCGAGACGGGGGCUUGGAUGUACUCUGAUUUUGUCCAUCCUUCCUGGUUCUCGUCAGACGGUAUGCACAUCUCUCUUAGUGAUCUGACAAGUUUGCCAAGCCCCGCGGCUCCGCCAGGAACGUGGAGGAAGUCGCAGGUCGCAAAAAGUGGGCGGUGCCUGGCUGUUGCCGGCGUUGCGGUGGCUGCACGCGGCUCUCGCAAGCACCGCCGAAACUCGAGGACGUCAGAGGCCGUAUAUGUGAGCUUGGACGAUGCCAUAGUGGACGAGCCUCUUGAAGAGCACCACACGUCACAGCUGGCCACCGUUUUUCAAAGCCUGGUUGGAAAUGGUAUGGGCGUCAUACCUACAGACACCCAGCAUGCUUACGUGACCCCUGUGAACAGCAAGAGCGGGGUUCGCCGGAUCUACGACAUCAAAGGCGUUUCCGCCGAUCAGCACCUUGUACAAGGUCUGCCGGGGAACCCAACAGCUGAAAUGGCCACAGGCCCUUACACUUUCAUCCUCCGGGCCACCGGGGAAGUGCCGCGGAUCGUCCUGGAGCACAAAAGCCACACGAAGGUCUGGAAGCGACGCGAGGUUGGCAUCCGUGUGCCCAACAACUCUGUUGUUUGGCAGCUGGUUGAGGACCGGCAGUGA